CGAGCCCGGGACGGGGCAGCAGAUGUAACAGCGGUGUCGGUGGUCUCCCGGCCAAGGGUGGGCUGCAAGCAGGCCGCUGUCACCUGCAUCCGAUGCAUCGGUUUUAGUUUUUGCAGACGUUGUUUAUUUGAUGCCGGUUUGAAGUGCAACAAUUUGUGCAUUCAAUCUUUUUAUGAGCAAUUAUAGCCUUUCUCCUCCUCCCCAGAAUGGAAAGUCAGGUUCUUGCUGAGAAAUACAGUGAUGGUUCGGAAGAAUUACGUUUCACUGACUCGAUUUCCACCGACCUAGCUCCCACGCUGCUAGGUAGCGGCACCCCUACGGAUGGAGAAAGAGGUGAAGUAACCCCUGGCGAUGGCGCAAGAGGAGGGACCUCAGACUACGAUCAGACCCUCGCAAUCCCGGCGCCAGUUACCGAGCCCGUUAGCGCAGAGCAGAGUUCCGGCGCGUCCGAGGUCCCAGAUUAUUUCCAAAUCGGGAAUGACACCGAACCAGUGCCUCACCUUGUCACAUUCACCGUGACUGUAACGCUGGCUGUUCCGACUGAGAAAGAGAGUGGCAAAAAGAGAGAUCGCAAGUCUAAAGCACUGAAGAUGUUGGAAGCAUUAAAAGCCCUCAGCUACUUUCAUUUGGAAGUGUCUCUUCUCCCAAAUGCUGAACCAACAAGAUUUGAUAUAGUGACCUUUGAAAAAGCUGCUAAGCUCUAUAUGACAAAUGAUUCCCAGGUUCUAAAGCCAUGGAAUGAAGGUGAACGGAGGUGGUUGAUCUUCAGCCAUAAUGUGGAGCUGCCUGUUACUAAAGAAUUACUAUUAACACUUGUUCCUCACAUAAUGACACUUCAGAUUUGGGAAGGUAAAGAUAAAGUGAGCCCAAAGGCCAAGUUUGAUCGCCCUAAGAACUUACAUCAUCAAGUGGAGAAGGAAGGAGCAAGUUUAGGUGGUAUAAAACAUUUGGUUAAGGGGCAAUUGGAAUUGUUAGAAAACAGCCCCCUCUUGACAACCUAUAAAGCAACAGAUGAUGUGCCACCAGAGUCCAUGAACAUUCCUGCGCAAGGAACGCUUUCCACAUUAGGCCGUCCUGAUGCUGAAGGAACCACUGAAGAUGAACAACUACAGAGGAAAAUAUGUGCAGAUCUAAAGCCAAAAUCAAUGAAGAUACCGGGUGCAAAAAAACAGCUAUCAGUUCGGAUGCCUACAAAGGGAAAUUCUCACAAAAAAGGCAAAGGAGAUUUUCUUGCAGCAGCAACAAAGAUGCAAGAUAAAAUCAAAAUCAUCCCUCCAAAAAUACAACAGAAGAAAAAGAAAGUCAAAGAGAAACCAGUCCCUGCUUUGAUAAACCUGGACAUCAGAUUUCUCCUUGCUGGAGAAAAAUCGGUUACAAAUAAAUUGGAAAAAUUAAUCCCUGGAAUACUGGAUGUUCUUUUCACUGUGUCAGUGGAUAAAUCACUAAUGUCGAAGGAAAUGGAGAAAGAAUUGAAUCCAAUGGUUAUUCGUAUUAUUUCAGCCAGCUCAAUGCCGUCAACACCUGUGCCAAUACACGUACUGCAGGAAAGAUGUGGUCCUGUGUACUGUCAGUAUCAGUUCUAUGAUUUCCCUUGUCAUCAGACUAAAGGCAGAGAACAUGGGACUGAGGUCUCCUUCAAGGAUGUAAAUGUGAUUCUGACUGGGACCAUCAAUCCUGAUAAACUCAGAGAGUAUUUCCGUGGGCCACCUCUAGUGAUAGAGAUCCAUGACCGUGACAGGAAGCUGAAAGCCCAGUCCCAACCACCAGCAUUGUUUGGUACUGAACCUGAAGAUAGCAAACUGAGCAAUGUCGGCCUUGUUAGUAAUAAACGAACUAUUCACGACCCCUUUGUGGAUGCAGAUAAAUCUUGGGAUCCUUAUGGCAUUGCUAAACUGGAUUUUUCAGAAUUGGUAUAUGGUGAAACAUGCUUGAACGUUGCUGUUUCCAUACAGAACAGUAGUUUGCCAGAUCCAAUAGGUUAUCGAACCGAUGGAUUGGGCAGACGUAUUCUAGGUGUUGCAGGAGCUAUUGAUGGACCAGAAGACCGACCACUACCAAAAGGCCAUUACCUGGAAUCGAACUCUGUGCUUAAUGUUAGAGUGCAACUCGCUUAUCCUUUAUCAGGAAGGAGCGAUUCUGUGUUGGAUGAAAUAGAGGAGUGCCAAUUUGGUCGGAUAAUAUACAUCUUUGAUUAUAAAAACAGAACCUUUCUUCACAGUCUACUAGAGCAAAUUAGUUCAAUUAACUCUCUAGCUCUUUGCCUGGAUUCUCAGUCAAGUGGGAAAGGAAGCGGAGGUGGGUCAGUGGAUGUGGAACUUAAGCCAGAUUCUGAAACUAAAGCCGCUUCCAAUCUGGAAAAUGUUUCGGUUUCCAAUCUGGAUAGUGUUUCCAGUACAGAUGUUGUGACAGCUUCCAAUCUGGACGUUGUGACGGGUUUUCACAUAAUGGAUGGAAUAAUUCACCUCUUUGUUUUGGAGGGACUGAAGAACAAAGGACUCAAAGGGCUAUGGGAGAAGCUGCCGGUCAGAUCUGUGGCUGGCGAAGAAGGGGUUAAGGUUCUGUACAAUUCUGACUUCAGUUUUCAUCACCGGCUAUAUGCCAAUUUGGAUGAUCGAAUUUAUCACAUCUACCUCCACGAGCCCUUAAGUAAUAUUAUAAAGCAACCUUUGUUAUACGUCAGGGAUAUGACACCUCGGGACUGUCUUCAGGCAUUGCACAGACUUCAAUAUCUUUGCUCUGCUAAAAAGUUGAGGGAAGUAGUACAGGGUGACCUCUUCCCAACAGCAGCAAUGAUAACAGUCCUGAGCCGGGAAUUUGGAAUCCCAACCUCUGAAACAGAUCCACGUAUUGUCAAGGACUGUCUAACCAUCCCAACUUUGCUCAUCACAGAAACUGCACCACCUAAAAAGACUCCUCACAUUCGACUGGACUUUUACAAUGAAAAAUAUAUUCAGAGCAAACUGCAUCAAAUAAUACCCACAAAUCACAUUCAGAAUAAUAUUGAUGCCAUUUAUGAAGCCAGCAAAAAACUGAAGGAAACCAAGCCAAGGUCAAUAAAAGUUGUGCCUCCUGAAGGGACAAAGGUGCAUAACUACUCCAUUCAGACCUUCAACUCUACUGACCAGGCAAAAGAAUUAUUACGGGAGGAAUUGGCUAAGAAGCCAAAGCAGAGAUUCACAUACAGUCAAAAAUUCUUGUCAGGAACAGUGGCUCCUGUGGACAUUGUCAAUGAGGAGAAGAGAAUAAAGAAAAGAUUGAAGGAAGCUUGGCUAACCUUCGAUGGAUUCAGGUUUCCAGGGUUCAAAAGCAGCCUGGAGGCAAAUGAACACCCAAGCAAACCUGAUCAAGCACGGAUAGACGAACUUAAAAAGCCUUGGAAGGAAAAUGUUCUCCAUGGUAACCUAACUGCACCACUCAUACAUCGAGGCCGAUGGAUAUGGAAUGAAAGGCAUAAGGAUUUUGAAUUGUAUAAGAAAGUGCAGGAUGGGUCAACACCAGUCAGCAUUCAUUUGGCAGGUGAUACUUUAAGAGCUGAACAGCUUGAAAACAUUCACAAAGAUUACAAGGAUUGGCAUAAAAAGGUUAAACCUUACAGAGGCACCACAGACUCCAAGUUAUCAUCAACCAGGCUAGAAGCUAAGCUGGAGUUAGACAAGUGUGUGACAGUCUGUCUCAAGCCGGCGAUUUUUCAAAAGGUACUGUCCUCACAUCUUUUAAAGAACUUGUUUUUGUGAUGGGUCUGCACCCAAAAUGUUUUUUCCUGUUCUUUCUCCAAUCUGCUGUGUUUUCAGUACUUUGUUUUUGUCACAUACCAGGGCUCCCUGGGUUACAGAUGACCUGUCUUGUAUUUCAUGGUAUUCAUUAUUUGUAUUUCACAAAAUAAAUGAUUAAUUUAUUCAAAAUUGACCAUAUAUAUUGAGCAACCUUUUCUUACGUAACAUAAUACUGGUUAUCUUUGAAAUUAAACAGCUAAGAAUUUAGUCAAUGGUAUUUGAGUGGUUUCAGCAAUGUGUACAAUCAAGUGAAUUCCUGAAAUUGACCUCAGAAAAUUUAAACAGAAUUGUAAAAAAAAAUUACUAAACAGGUAGAGGUUGUUUGGACCACUGUAUCCAUUUCAAGUGUUUGCUAUAUCAAUCCAGACUAAUCAAGUUGCAGCUUCUAGCUCUGCUCUUGAACUAGGUUGAUACUUCAAUGCAAUUGUGGCAUUAUUGGAGGUACAUUUUUCAGGAUAUGAUAAAGGCUGAGAUGCAAAUAAAAUAUUUAAUAGUACUUCUUGAAGAAUGAGGAUCUCCCAGUAUCCUUGCCUGAUUUUGUCUGUUGUCUUUCCAAUAUAUUAAUGUAAGACCUUUCUUCUCCCAUAUCUUCAGUUCCUAAAUGUGGAUGAUGGUAGGCAUUUGGCACAUUCAGCUGGACCCACACUAUAAUAUUGUCACUCAAGAUAUUGUAUUCUUGUUUAAAAAUGAUUCCAAACUUUUUUGCUGUACCCUGAGAUAUUAUUUAUUUUUUUUAUGAACAAUAUAUAGGUGUAUGUCUAUCUUUUACUAAUCCAAAACAAUGCCAAUUUUUUAUUACCCUUAGGUCUAAUCAAAACAACAUCACCCAAAACAAAACUUUCAGUGCUUAGUAUUUUACACCACUCUCAAUGUGGCCAAUUCCUUAAACCUGGCACAGCGUACUGCUCAGCUAUCUUGUCCGGAUGGAAAGUUGAGUGUGUUUCUUUCUUUGGUACUGAGGAUUGGCCUCAAGCCCAAAGUCAGUAUGGUAAGAUGUACCAUGCUUAUUUUUGAUUUGAGUAUCAUGGCUAAUUCAAAUUUAAUAUUAUUCUGCUUUUCCAUUAGCUAGUAUAAAACUCUUCAUAAAAAUAGUUGCUGCUUUCUGCUCUUCAGCCAAUUGUUAUUUAUUUGCAGAUUUUUAACCAUGAAUCUUGUUUUGAACUUUGAAGGCAGAUGGCUUCUCAUUGCAUAACUUUGCCAAGUCUCCUUUGGAUAUUGGAAAGCCAUCCAAAAUAGUAAACCAUAGUCUAUGGGAGAGCUUAACUUACCUCACCUCAAAAUGCCAAGGCAGUUAAGUCAAUUGCAUUAAUCUAAUCGAGCUAAAAUGAAUCUUUAGUUGACUUGGUAUGCCUUUUCAUCCUUUUUUGAAAGGUUCACCACACUGUUCAGUUAACUUCCACAUGAAGACUAUAAAUAUACCUUUCUAGCUUAUUGCAUUGGGAUACAUGGCAUCCUUACAAGUAAUAUUGAUCUCUUUUAGUCUUGUCUUUCACUUCCAAAUAAUUUGUAUUAAGUUGUUAAUAGCUAGAAACUGCUUCUUUGAGAGAACUAUAACCUCAAUAUUCUCACCCACUCAGAGAUAACCUGUUGCUUUCCAGUGUGCUUUAGUCAUCUACCAACUCAAUUUUUUUGCCAUCAAAUUUCAUAACAGGUCUUCCAUACUCCUCAAACUUUAGCCCAUUCAAAACUCUUCUGUCUUGUAUCCUAUCCAGUAGUGAGCACAAUUUCCAACCACAAAGCACACCGUCCUUAUAAAUCCGCUGUACUCAGAGUUAAGUGUUACUCCCAGUUGUUACUAUUAUUGGGUAUUCCUUCAACUGCCAGAAGUUCCACUCACAGGAAUUCUCUCCAUUUUAUCCUCAACUUCCAGCUUGGCAUCAAAUGUUUUUGAUUAAAAUUUCAAAAUGCCUGAGACAGAAAUUGUUGAAAGGCCUCCAUUACUAAUGUCUUGUCUUGGUUUAGCCAAUUUAAUCAUUAUUAAUAACCAUUAUUAAAAAAAUAGCACUGGGUAUAUCAUGCUACCAAAAAAGGCCUCAUCUUAUUCAAAAUUCUUAAAGCUAAUUACAUGUAAUUGUUGGCAUUCUUGCUAUACAAGUCUCCAGAUUGACAAUUAAGCUACAAAAACAGUUGCACCAGGUUUAAGUGAUGAGCAUAAAUGGAAAAUGCAUCUAACAUAAGUCUUUCUACAACUAGGAGCAUAAGUAAUUUGCUGACCUCUGUCAAGAUCCUCUUAAUCAUUUUCUUUAUCCAGAUUACCAGUACUUUAGCACAAUUGAUUUCAUAUCAAACAAAUUAUUGAUUGAACCAUGAUGAACCACUUAAUAUUUGAACUAAUCCAAUUUCUUUAAUGGCCCCUUACUACUUAAACUCAACCAAUUACACUGUACUCCUAACUGGGACAGGUUCUGACCAACCCAUCUGCACACAGGUUUCUUCUAUGGAAGAAUAUUCAUCUGCUCUGAGCUGGGACUGAAUGAACUCUGAUGGGAGACCCCUAGGCACAAGUUGAGUAAUCAUUAAAUACCAGUAGAGGCUAACAAUUUAUCUACUGUAAAAGUGCAACAGACUAAUGGUGGUUCCAGAUGCAGAGACAACAUAUAUCUACCUACUGAUCCUUCUGUUUUCUGCAACAAAUAUUUGGUACUUUUAUGAAUUGCUUCAGUAUGCUAUGUUAAGGCUUCAUGGUGUAAUUGUACAAGUGGCUACCCCUCCAUUCCCAGGUCUUUAAUCCUUCUGAAAGAUAAUGAUAACAACAUCAUAGGUUAGUUUUGAUCUCAAAUUAAAGCUAUUUUUGCACAUUUUUCUUAGCAUAUACUGAAGUGAGCAUUCACAUCACCUAUGCCUGAAAGCGUAAUCGAUGAAGUAAGAAAGUGCUGAAAAUCCAUCACUCUCAAGAGAACAUUAGGCCAACGUAAUUAUUCUAAGACAUUAUGAUAACAUAUACCCAGUUAACUGAUUCAUUGCUUGACAAUAUUUGUACUUUAUGUUCAAACUAAUGUGGUCCAUAU
This is a messenger RNA of Pristis pectinata (smalltooth sawfish), 6781 nucleotides long. RefSeq names its product cilia and flagella associated protein 92 (putative) (gene cfap92). The transcript is spliced from 16 exons. The record is from RefSeq and is a predicted model, not a curated record. NCBI's taxonomy places the organism in Eukaryota, Metazoa, Chordata, Chondrichthyes, Rhinopristiformes, Pristidae. Bases 207 to 3734 code for a protein of 1175 amino acids.